Phacochoerus africanus (Common warthog) is the source of this 1613-nucleotide messenger RNA. RefSeq names its product solute carrier family 36 member 2 (gene SLC36A2). Gene Ontology annotation, biological process: proline transmembrane transport; glycine transport; proton transmembrane transport. NCBI's taxonomy places the organism in Eukaryota, Metazoa, Chordata, Mammalia, Artiodactyla, Suidae. The record is from RefSeq and is a predicted model, not a curated record. The coding region runs from base 57 to 1508 and encodes 483 amino acids. Gene Ontology annotation, cellular component: vacuolar membrane. Gene Ontology annotation, molecular function: L-proline transmembrane transporter activity; amino acid:proton symporter activity; glycine transmembrane transporter activity. The transcript has 10 exons.
UUCCUGCUCAGUGCAGACUCUGGCAUCACCGGGAGCCCUCUCUUUCUGAAGCAGCCAUGCCCACGGCAAAGAGUGCCAGGGGUCCCCAGGGAGCUGCUGACCUCAAACUGGACCUCAAGCCCCCUCCCAGAAGUGCCAAUAAACUGCAGAACAAGGACUCCGAUUUCUUGGAUGGAAGCCCUUCUGAGUCACCGGGCUCAGAGACGACCAAGGGCAUAACAGCAUUCCAGACCUUGGUUCACCUGGUGAAAGGUAACAUAGGCACAGGGAUCCUGGGACUACCCCUGGCUAUGAAGAAUGCAGGCAUCUUGCUGGGCCCACUCAGUUUGCUAGCCAUGGGCUUCAUCUCCUGCCACUGUAUGCACAUCCUGGUCAGGUGUGCCCAGCGCUUCUGCCACAGGCUGAACAAACCGUUUAUGGACUAUGGAGAUACAGUGAUGCAUGGACUAGAAGCCACCCCCAGCGCCUGGCUCCAGAACCACGCACACUGGGGAAGGCGUAUCGUGAGCUUCUUUCUUAUAGUCACCCAGAUGGGCUUCUGCUGCGUGUACAUUGUGUUUCUGGCUGAUAAUUUAAAACAGGUAGUGGAAGCAGUUAAUAGCACAACCAACCACUGCCAUUACAAUGAGACAGUGACGCUGACGCCCACCAUGGACUCUCGCCUCUACAUGCUCACCUUCCUGCCCUUCCUGGCGCUGCUGGUUCUCAUCCGGAACCUCAGGGUCCUGACCAUCUUCUCCCUGUUGGCCAAUGUCAGCAUGCUCGUCAGCUUGAUCAUCAUCACCCAGUACAUCAUCCAGGGAAUUCCAGACCCAGGCCAGCUGCCAUUGGCAGCAAAUUGGAAGACCUACUCACUCUUCUUUGGAACAGCGGUUUUUUCAUUUGAAAGCAUUGGUGUGGUUCUGCCCCUGGAAAACAAGAUGAAGGAUGCCCGCCGCUUCCCACUCAUCCUGUCUUUGGGAAUGUCCAUCAUCACUGCCCUGUAUGUCAGCAUCGGAACUCUGGGCUACUUGCGGUUCGGAAAUGACAUCAAGGCCAGCAUAACCCUUAACCUGCCCAACUGCUGGCUGUACCAGUCAGUCAAGAUCCUCUACAUCGUUGGCAUCCUGUGCACCUACGCCCUGCAGUUCUACGUCCCUGCAGAAAUCAUCAUUCCCUCUGCCAUCUCCCAGGUGUCGAAGCGCUGGGCACUGCCUCUGGACUUGUCCAUCCGCCUCGCCAUGGUCUGCCUGACGUGUGUCUUGGCCAUCCUCGUCCCCCGCCUGGACCUGGUCCUCUCCCUGGUAGGCUCCGUGAGCAGCAGUGCCCUGGCCCUCAUCAUCCCGCCCCUCCUGGAGAUCGCCACCUACUACUCAGAGGGCAUGAGCCCCCUCACCAUCAUCAAGGACGCCCUGAUCAGCAUCCUGGGCUUCUUGGGCUUUGUGAUGGGGACCUACCAGGCCCUGGAUGAGCUGAUCCAAUCCCGAGACUCUCUCACCUUUUCCAACUCCACCCUUUUUAUUCAGUAAAAAAAAAAAAAGCACUUCUUCUUAUGUACCGACACCUGACUUUUGAUGAUAGAAAUCUCUUUUAUAUACAUCAUCUAUAUUUUGCCAUUUUACCUCUCUCUGGGC